Molecule: messenger RNA, 5199 nt
Organism: Bursaphelenchus xylophilus (pine wood nematode)
Lineage: Eukaryota; Metazoa; Nematoda; Chromadorea; Rhabditida; Aphelenchoididae
Source: the annotation of a GenBank genome assembly
AUGGCGAAUGAUCGCGGUAGGCUUUAACACAGCUACCGAUUUACAGUGAGGGACCGGAUCCAAUGGCAAAAAACAUCUCAUUUUGCAUCCCGGAAGGGACCAAAAUGUCUCCAAACCCUUCCCUUCUCUAAGCUAAAAAACCCCGCUUUGAAGAGCCCGCUUUGAAGGAAAGCAUCACCUUCCGGGAUGCAAAAUGAGACGUUUUUUUUUUGCCAUUGGAUCAGGUCCCUCACUGUAGAAGGGCUCUUCUGUUGUACUGCUAUUUUUUGAAUUCAAUUUGGUACUGUUUGAUGCUUUUUCAUAGGUUUUGAGGCCUUCGAAGACUAUUCUGUGACUUUUUGGGCCCAAAUCAUCUUUGAGGUUUUUCGACAUUUUUGACACUUUUUGAUACUUUUUUGCUGAUUUAGAAGGGCUCUUUUUAAUAGUGUUAUUUUUUGAAUUCAAUUUGAUACUGUUUGAUGCUUUUCAUUGCUUUUGAGGUCUUCGAAGGCUGACUUUUUGGACCAAAUCAUCUUUGAGGUUUUUUGACAUUUUUGACACUUUUUUAAUAGCACUUCAAAACCUUCAAAAGGCUCUGUAUUUUAUGUCAACGCUUUACCUAACAUCCUGGAUCCAAUUUUGAUCAUAUUUAGCCCCCUCUUCCACAUUUCUCGGCCAAGGAAUGCAGGGCGGUGGAAUGGGUCCAAGUUCGGUGUUCUUAGGACAACCAGCGGCUAAUCCCGGCGAUUCUGGAGCUGGCGGCGGUGGAGGCGGCGGCGGAGGCGGAGCUGGAAGUGGAGGCGGUGGCGGAGGCGGUGGUGGAGGCGGUGGCGGUGGCGGAAAAGGUAAGUCCAAGGAAUGCUGGCCAUAGGCAUAUAUGUAUGUAUUUCCAUUUGCAGGAUCUACAUUCCUGGGCCAAGGGAUGCAAGGCGGAGGAGGUAUGUCCAAUGAAUCGUAGCCAUAGUUAUUUGUAUAUUUUUGUUUCCAUACUUAUUUGUAUAUAAAUAUUUUAUUUUUAGGCGGAUCCACAUUCUUGGCGCAAGAAAUGGGCGGUGGAAAAAGCGCUUACGAGCCGAAGCCGAGCGGCGGAGGCGGCGGAAAAAGCUCUGCAGGCGGCGGUGGAGGUGGCGGCGGAGGCGGUGGUGGCGGAGGUGGCGGAGGAGGUAAGUCCAAAAAACAUUGGCCAUAUUUAUAUUUUCAGGAUCGAUGUUCCUCGGCCAAGGAAUGAAAGGAAGCGGAGGUAAGUCCAAUGAAGCAGACCCAUGUUCAUAUUUGCAGGCGGAUCGAUGUUCUUGGCCCAAGAAAUGGGGGGUGGAAAGAGCGCUUACGGAGAUAAGCCAGGCGCCGAAGCCGGCAAAGGUGCUCCAGCCGGAGGAGCCGCUGCCGGAGCCGCUGGCGCUGGCGCAGGAGCAGCAGCCGGCGGAGCCGGAGGUGGAGCAGCAGCCGGUGGAGCAGCCGCUGGCGCAGGAGCAGGCGGAGCAGGAGCCGCUGUAGCCGGAGCCGGCGUCGUACCCGCUGGAGGUAAGCCCAAGGAAUGCUGUCCAUAUUUGUACUUACAGGCUUAUCACCGAUGUCCACAUUCGUGGCUCCAGAAAUGCAACCAGACACUGGAGCUGAAGGGGCUGCAGCUCAGGCUGCAGGUAAGUCACGAUUAUGUAGAUAGAGGGGUUUUGUUUUUACGGUAUUUUGUUUGACUUUUUGAUGUGUAAUGCACUUGGGUUUGGGCAGUUGAGAGGCCAGUAAAAAUGUUCAAGAAAGUUAUGGUAAAAGUUCCUUAUUCUGGCCGCAACUUAUAACUUUGCGGAAACUGGUCAGAAUUGGCCCAAAUUUGGCGUGAACAGGCUCAAUUCAUCGUUGUCAAUGCUCGGACAGUGGAUUUAGUUAGUGAGGUACCUUCUUUUUUACGUACCACCUUACCCUUCAAAAACGGCUGCAGCCUGCGAUUUUACACUUUGUACGAUGAAACCUGUCCGGAACUAAACUUAUUGCCUCCGUGUGGAACUAAAUGAGUCUUCAUAGCCUUCAUAGGUACCAUUAAAACUAUACAGCUACUGUAGUAAUUCAGUGCCAGCUAGGUCGUUUUUUUCCUAACUUUAUUUCCCAAGCUUGGGCGCAGUUCGCAGAGUGCCUUUGUUGUGGCCAAAAUAAGGGACUUCUCCAAAGUUAUUAAUGAGCCCUCAAGUUUGGUGUGAAAAUGGGCCGUGAACGCACAAAAAUUUAAGAUUCUUCGCCGUGAUACUUUUGGAUGUUAAUUUUGGAGUCUGCUGAAUGAUUUUUUUAACCUUUUUUUCAGGCGGUGCCGGAGGCCCUGCAGCUGCUGGAGCUGCUGCUGGAGCUCCUGUAGCUGCCGGAGCACCUGUAGGCGCUGGAGUUGCUGCCGCACCUGCUGGAGCUGUUGCUGGAGGUGCCGAUGCUGGUGGAGCUGCGGGUGCAGGAGCCAAAAGUGUUAAACAAGAAAUAAAGGGAGACGCCACAAAGACCCAGAUCAGCGUUUUAAAGAGCCCUGCAGCUCCGGCUGGAGGCGCGGCUAAGAGUGUCAAACAAGAAAUCAAGGAGGACGUCCCGAAGAGCCUCGUCAAAGGACCUGCAGGUACGGAAGGAGCUGGCGGUAACGGUAGAUGCCCGGCGAUUGGAGUUUCUAUUUUUGAUGACACAACUUCAACAGCGGCUUUGAGAUUUUUUCAGACGUUUUUAGGCGUAUCAUAUCAUAGAAUUUUUUAAGACGUUAGAGAAGCCUUUAACUUGCAUUGUCAUACCGUAUCUUUUCGUCCCAGUCCCAAAAAAGAAAUAACCAAAAAAAAACGUCUUUUCUCUGGCCGUUCUCUUCUUUUUGCGUACUCUCUCGGCCAAAAAGAUUGCGUAAUAUCUCCGCAACCGCUGCAAAGAAUCAGCUGAAAUUAUCAGAGAUUGAUUUACAGCCCAUGUAGAGAAAGUAGACCAAAUUUUUACUGUAAUUUUAUUUUGACGAUAAAAUGUUGUUUUUUCAGCCGCCGCAAAAGCCUCAACUCCUCAAGGGCAGACCUUAAAAACUGCAUAUCUCCUUCCAGAAACAGGUAAGAAAUCCCCCAAAAAUUUGAAUAUUUUUGGCGGGAAAUUUAAAUUUUUGAAAAUUUUUGAAAUUUUUUUACAGACUCGAAGAUGCAAACGCCCACAAAAGUUGGCAAAACUAUGAUGACGGAGAUGACCCAAGGUAGGUUUUAAGUUGGACUAGUUUACGACUGUAAAGCUGGAGCAUUGGUUUCAGAGAGGCCGCCGGACAUUGAUAUUGAUGCUGGAGCACCGGAUGAAGACGAAGGCCCGGAAAAGGGGAAAUGGAAGGGCCGCGGAAAUCAGCCGGAGAUGAACGAAUUCACGAGAGGAGAACAGAAGAAUCUGGUGGUCUUACCGGAGAAAAUCGUCUUUUCCUGUGAGUUUUGGCAAGAAAUUUUAAUGUGGGGGAUUUUUGAAGGGCAACAGGAGAUUUUUUGGGAAUUUCUUGAGCUUUGGUUCGAUUUUUUUGGAUUUGCGACCUUAAAUCGAGAGUUUUGCCUUAGGCAUUUUUUGUGUAAAAAUUCCAGUUUCCUCAAUUUUUGGGUCGAGUUUAUUUUUUAAAAGGUAUAAAGUAGCCUCUUGCAUUUUUAUAUCACCAUAAAAAUUGCCUCCUAGAUGGUUCAUUUCUGAGCCCAAAAAAUAAUGAAAAAUUUAAUUUUCAAAAAAAACUAAAAACACAGUUUUGUAGAGGAGGAAAAGAUGUAUCAAAUAAGUAUAUUCCCUUUGCCAAAAACCAAACCAUCCUUGUAAAAGAAAGCAAUGAAAAAAACGAACGAACUUUCUGGACAACCAAAUAAUUUCGCCUUGUCCUCCAUUUCCAGACCCCUACGACAAACCGCAGCUCAAGGACAUCAAACUGACCAACAAGAGCAAAGACAUUAUCCAGUACAAGAUCCUCGCGACGGUCCCGCAACAUUACCGCGUUCGCGGCAAGACGGGCGCUCUGAAACCGGGCCAAUCCACCGCCGCCACGAUCCGCCUGGAACCGCUGAAGAAUCCGAAGGCCGCCGCCAAGGAAAACCAUCGGAUCAUGGUGCAGACGGCCAAGGCCAACACUAUGAAUGUGAAACAGGAACAGUUCUGGAAGGAGGUGGACAUAAUCAAGCAUCGGAUGCAGUUCAUUCGGCUCAGAGUGGUGGGUUUUAGGAUUUUGAAGGGAUUUUUGAGGAUUUUUCGGUUUUUUGAUUUUUUUUUGAUUUUUUUGAGUUUUUUUGGGGUCGAUGAAGAUUUUCAGGGCUUUUGGGAGUUUCCGAAAAUUUUAAUUUUUAAAAAAUUUUUGGAUUUUUUUUGAAAUUUUUGAACUUUUUCGAAAUUUUUACGACUUUAGUUGAGAAUCGUGACUGUUUGGCGCUGCAAAAAUAUAUUUUUUUUAUGAAAAUUUAAAAGUUUAUUACCGUCGGAAAGCAAUAAAUAUCAAUUAUCUCCAAAUUUUUUUAGAAACUCCUCCUGGAAGGUCAAGACGUUAGAAAAGAUGGUUGUACUGUGGCCGCAGACGAAUAUGCCCCCCCAAAUGAGCAAGGAAUCAUUGUCGAGCCGGAGAAUGAGCUGAUCUUUAGAGGUGAGCAAAGAUAUUCUUACUUUGUGCACAGUGCGGAUGUAUAAAUUGACUGCACUGUGCAGGGGAAAUAAAAUUUGAUUUCACAGUGCCGAGAGGCUUCGCGAAAUUAAGUUUUGAGUUGCAUAGGGAGGAAGAGGUUUCAAAAUUUUUGCUACACGCAGUUUUGUCGCAGUACUGUAAUUGCACAGUGCAGAAUAUUCAUUUUUAUUUUUUACGCACUGUGCGCCGCGAAAAUGAAAUUGCACUGUGCGAACUUAAAAUGAAUUUUAAAAAAUGACGCCAUAAGCCCGGCAAAUGAUUAUGACGCCGUUUCAGGGCCAUUCAACGAGAUUGUGACCUCCGCCAUUUGCAUUAUCAACAACACGGACCACUUCAUGUACAUCAAGGUGAUGGUCACGAAUCCCGAACCUUUCCGAGUCCGUCCCAACUACGCCGUAAUCAAUCCUCGAGCUAUGCAGGUAUUGGCCGCUAUGGUAGAGCCCAUAAAAAGCAUUCCUCAGAUGCAAAAGAAGAAGAACAAGUUCAUGAUCGAGUACUCGGAGGCGGAUACUGGCGCCGUCGACCCCCCAACCUUUUGGAAAAAAUGCAGAAAGUUCCAAUCCGUGAAGCUCCAGGCUGUUUUCUGCGAAUAA